Messenger RNA from Coregonus sp. 'balchen', 8943 nucleotides. The record is from the annotation of a GenBank genome assembly. Lineage: Eukaryota; Metazoa; Chordata; Actinopteri; Salmoniformes; Salmonidae.
GUAGCAGGGGCAGCAGGGGUCCGUAGAGAGGCAGUGGGUCUGGCCAGGUGAGAGAGAGGCAGGGCGCCCCCUGCUGUCCGAAGGGGUGCUACCCCUUGUUUCUUUUGGUUUUGGGUGUCAACGACUUUUGAGCACUUUAUAUAAACUAGCUCUAGUCCACGCAAGCGUCUGGUCCUUAGAUACGCAUGGACCAAAGAGAGUCUGUUAGAUACGCAUGGACCAAAGAGAGUCUGUUAGAUACGCAUGGACCAAAGAGAGUCUUGUGGUCACAUUGAGAUCCCACUAUAAUUAUUAAGUUUUCUAAUUCCUAAUUCUAUGGGUGGUCAUUUAUUUAGUAUUUUGGAGACAUGACACCCUGUGCAUACAAAGAAAGGUCAUCCAGCACUCUGCUGAUUUUGUAUGUUUGCCCACUGACAAAAGAAAUUAUCAGUCUGUAAUUUUAAUGGUAGGUUAAUUUGAACAGUGAGAGACAGAAUAACAACAAAAAAAUCCAGAAAAACGCGUGUCAAAAAUGUUAUAAAUUGAUUUGCAUUUUAAUGAGGGAAAUAAGUAUUUGACCCCCUCUCAAUCAGAAAGAUUUCUGGCUCCCAUGUGUCUUUUAUACAGGUAAUGAGCUGAGAUUAAGAGCACACUCGUAAAGGGAGUGCUCCUAAUCUCAGUGUGUUACCUGUAUAAAAGACACCUGUCCACAGAAGCAAUCAAUCAAUCAGAUUCCAAACUCUCCACGAUGGCCAAGACCAAAGAGCUCUCCAAGGAUGUCAGGGACAAGAUUGUAGACCUACACAAGGCUGGAAUGGGCUACAAGACCAUCGCCAAGCAGCUUGGUGAGAAGGUGACAACAGUUGGUGCGAUUAUUCGCAAAUGGAAGAAACACAAAAGAACUGUCAAUAUCCCUUGGCCUGGGGCUCCAUGCAAGAUCUCACCUCGUGGAGUUGCAAUGAUCAUGAAAACGGUGAGGAAUCAGCCCAGAACUACACGGGAGGAUCUUGUCAAUGAUCUCAAGGCAGCUGGGACCAUAUCACCAAGAAAACAAUUGGUAACACACUACCCUGUGAAGGACUGAAAUCCUGCAGUGCCCGCAAGGUCCCCCUGCUCAAGAAAGCACAUAUACAGGCCCGUCUGAAGUUUGCCAAUGAACAUCUGAAUGAUUCAGAGGAGAACUGGGUGAAAGUGUUGUGGUCAGAUGAGACCAAAAUGGAGCUCUUUGGCAUCAACUCAACUUGCCGUGUUUGGAGGAGGAGGAAUGCUGCCUAUGACCCCAAGAACACCAUCCCCACCGUCAAACAUGGAGGUGGAAACAUUAUGCUUUGGGGGUGUUUUUCUGCUAAGGGGACAGGACAACUUCACCACAUCAAAGGGAUGAUGGAUGGGGCCAUGUACCGUCAAAUCUUGGGUGAGAACCUCCUUCCCUCAGCCAGGGAAUUGAAAAUGGGUCGUGGAUGGGUAUUCCAGCAUGACAAUGACCCAAAACACACGGCCAAGGCAAAAAAAGGAGUGGCUCAAGAAGAAGCACAUUAACGUCCUGGAGUGGCCUAGCCAGUCUCCAGACCUUAAUCCCAUAGAAAAUCUGUGGAGGGAGCUGAAGGUUCGAGUUGCCAAACGUCAGCCUCAAAACCUUAAUGACUUGGAGAAGAUCUGCAAAGAGGAGUGGGACAAAAUCCCCCCUGAGAUGUGUACAAACCUGGUGGCCAACUACAAGAAACAUCUGACCUCUGUGAUUGCCAACAAGGGUUUUGCCACCAAGUACUAAGUCAUGUUUUGCAGAGGGGUCAAAUACUUAUUUCCCUCAUUAAAAUGCAAAUCAAUUCAUACAAUUUUUGACAUGCGUUUUUCUGGAUUUUUUUGUUGUUAUUCUGUCUCUCACUGUUCAAAUAAACCUACCAUUCAAAUUAUAGACUGAUCAUGUCUUUGUCAGUGGGCAAACGUACAAAAUGAGCAGGGGAUCAAAUACUUUAUUCCCUCACUGUAUAUUGUGAUCACUACAUCUGAUGGAUUUGGAUACUGCUUUAAAGCAAAUUCAUGCAGUAUUAAUACGUUGAUGAUUUCAAUUUGUAACUACCCUGGUAGGUUGACUGAUAACCUGAACCAGGUUGCAGGCACUGGUUACAGUUUGAAACUUUUUCUUGAGUGAUCAGCUUGAUGAAAGCCAGUCAAUAUUGAAAUCACCCAGAAAAUAUACCUCUCUGUUGAUAUCACGUACAUUAUGAAGCAUUUCACACAUACAGUGCAUUCGGAUAGUAUUCAGAAUGACAAAGCGAAAACAGGUUUAUAGAAAUGUUUGCAAAUAUAUUACAAAUAAAAAACAGAAAUACCUUACUUACAUAAGUAUUCAGACCCUUUGCUAUGAGACUCGAAAUUGAGAUCAGGUGCAUCCUGUUUCCAUUGAUCAUCCUUGAGAUGUUUCUACAACUUGAUUGGAGUCCACCUGUGGUAAAUUCAAUUGAUUGGACAUGAUUUGGAAAGGCACACACCUGUCUAUGUAAGGUCCCACGGUUGACAGUGCCUGUCUGAGCAAAAACCUCCAGUGGCCUCCAUCAUUUUUAAAUGGAAGAAGUUUGGAACCACCAAGACCCUUCCUAGAGCUGGCCGCCCGGCCAAACUGAGCAAUCGGGGGAGAAGGGCCUUGGUCGGGGAAGUGACCAAGAACCCAAUGGUCACUCUGACAGAGCUCCAGAGUUCCUAUGUGGAGAUGGGAGAACCUUCCAGAAGGACAACCAUCUCUGCAGCACUCCACCAAUCAGGUCUUUAUGGCAGAGUGGCCAGACGGAAGCCACUCCUCAGUAAAAGGCACAUUAGAGCCCGCUUGGAGUUGCCAAAAGGCUCCUAAAGGACUCUCAGACCAUGAGAAACAAGAUUCUCUGGUCUGAUGAAACCAAGAUUGAACUCUUUGGCCUGAAUGCCGACCGGCACGUCUGGAGCAAACCUGGCAUCAUCCCUACGGUGAAGCAUGGUGGUGGCAGCAUGCUGUGGGAAUGUUUUUCAGCGGCAGGGACUGGGAGACUAGUCAGGAUCGAGGGAAAGAUGAACAGAGCAAAGUACAGAGAGAUCCUUGAUGAAAACCUGCUCAGGACCUCAGACUGGGGCGAAGGUUCACCUUCCAACAUGGCAACGACCCUAAGCACACAGCCAAGACAACCGGGUUCAAGUCCGGGCCCAGCCAGAGCCCGGACUUGAACCCGAUCUAAACAUCUCUAGAGAGACCUGAAAAUAGCUGUGCAGCGACGCUCCCCAUUCAACCUGACAGAGCUUGAUAGGAUCUGUAGAGAAGAAUGGGAGAAAUUCCCCAAAUACAGGUGUGCCAAGCUUGUAGCGUCAUACCCAAGAAGACUUGAGGCUGUAAUCACUGCCAAAGGUGUUACAACAAAGUACUGAGUAAAGGGUCUGAAUACUUAUGUAAAUUUGAUAUUUUGGUUUUGUAUUUUUAAUGCCUUUGCAAAAAUAAAAAAUUAAACAGUUUUUGCUUUGUCAUUAUGGGGUAUUGUGUGUAGAUUGUUGAGGGAAACAACAAUUUAACCAAUUUAUAAUAAGGCUGUCACGUAACAAAAUGUGGAAAAAGUCAAGGGGUCUGAAUACUUUUCGAAUGCACUGUGCAUUUGCUGCAGCAUUAUGACAACUCAGCAACACAAUGGUAGGGAUUAACUGAGCUGGUCUUGGGUCAUUGAUAAGUCACUGUCUCAACGCAGCCUUGAAAUGCAUGGACAGAGUCCAGGAGCCAAGAUGAUUUGGAUGAGCACACACAGUGCCAUUCUAUUCAACUCCUACUGUGGCCAUUCACAGUGGUACAAUAACAUGGGAUGGUCAUUAGGUAGCAUUUUCCUGUGUUCUUCUGUUGUUCCACAGUGACCUGUGACCCCCUGGAGGAAGUCCAGAUGAAAAUAAAUGUUCUAAUAGCUCAGCCGCCCACUGGAAUCAAUACUUACUGUACUGGCAUUAGCACACACACACAAACCUUAUGAUCACUUCUGGCCUUCGCAGUUGGAGAAAAUCAUUUGUGCUUUGUGUGUAACUGACCAACAUCCAUGCAGGUGAUCGAUGAGCAACAUACAGGUAACUGCCAAAAUAAAGGAAGCACGAGUAAAUGAGGGAUACAAAGUAUAUUGAAAGCAGGUGCUUCCACACAUUAUUUUGGCUACCAUGGCUAGAAGAAGAGGUAUGUGUGAAGGGGUCUCCAAUGAGCAGAGGUGUGUGUGUGUGUGUGUGUGUGUGUGUGUGUGUGUGUGUGUGUGUGUGUGUGUGUGUGUGUGUCCGUCACCAGAUCUCAACCCAAUUGAACACUUAUGGGAGAUUCUGGAGGGGCGCCUGAAACAGCGUUUUCCACCACCAUCAACAAAACACCAAAUUAUGAAAUUUCUCAUGGAAGAAUGGUGUUGCAUCCCUCCAAUAGAGUUCCAGACCCUUAUAUAAUCUAUGCAAAGGCGCAUUGAAGCUGUUCUGGCCGUUCGUGGUGGCCCAACGCCCUAUUAAGACAUUUUAUGUUGGUGUUUCCUUUAUUUUGGCAAUUACCUGUAGGUCUGCCUGCCGGACUGUGAUCAGAAAAGAAAAUACUUUCCCCACCCACUCACGGAACAUAAGUAACCACACAUGAAAGCAGUAGCCUAAAUGUCACAAUUUACCACCAUCACACAAAUAGAUGAGAAAUCUGAGCUCAGAUUAGAUUACAGCAAAAUCACACCAGUGCCUUUAUAUGAAAAAACUACACUUCAAACAAGAUUAGGAUGAUACAUGGUCGCUUUCCAGCUUCCAGUGCAAUUCCUUACUUAUUGCAGCAAUAAAAUAAACUGCAAACGGAAGCAAGCAGUCAGCAGUCUCCUCCUCCUCUGCAUCCAAAAUUAUUCAAUGUUGUUCCAAAUUAUUAAUUCAAUGUUGCAUACAGAGAGUUAGUUGUUGAAAACCAAUAAGGCUUUGUACUAUCGACCAGUAGACUGACACUAUCUGAGACUAAGAGAGUGUCGCCUUGUCCACAUGGUUGAUUAAUGGUCAUUUUAUCCGAGCAGAAGAAAACUGGACUUGGUGUCUCUCCGUAUUGUGUGGUGUCCCUGUGCUGUACAUGCUCUAUUUGGUGUUCACUAUUAGGACAUCUUGCCAAGUCAUCUAUACACACACACAAGAUUGACUGUAACAAGCUUUCUCCUCAAUCCCUCUUCGCCCCUCAAAUCCCAUUUAUUUCUCGGUUUGAUCCGUCCGCCCACGUGGCCUAAGAAUAGCUUUGCCGUUCAUAGCUCAUUUAUCUUCAGUGUGACCAAAACACACUGAGGGAAGUCAUUUUCACACAAAUAAGUGGCUCCAGUGUCAAGCAAGACCGUAAUUCUCCCAAUACUUGUGGCUGUAUUAAUGUGUCACUCAGAAAGCGUGCAGUGUGUGUGUGUGUGUGUGUGUGUGUGUGUGUGGCUGUUGCGUGGGCCCAGGGGUCAAGACUAAGUCAAUGGUAACAUUAUUAAACCGAGGAACACCCCCUAGGGUUAUUACAUUUACAUUUACAUUUACGUCAUUUAGCAGACGCUCUUAUCCAGAGCGACUUACAGUUAGUGCAUACAUUAUUCUUUUUUAUUUUCAUACUGGCCCCCCGUGGGAAGUUAUAGUCCAGAUAUGGGCCUCAACCAUCAGCCAAACAAAUGACUAGAGUUCCAGGCAUGAGAGUAGAUUAGAUUAAUGAGAGCUCAUAGGCUAACACAAAAUAAGUUUCAUAAAUACAUUCAAUUGGUUGAUUUAUUGAUUACCCAGUGCAUCUCAUCCUGCUCUCCUCUCUGUUCUCCUCCCACCAACCUCUCUCUUUCUCCUCUCGUCUCCUCUGCUCUCUCUCUUUCUCUCCCCCACUCCAGGUAUGCACAUUCAGUGAAAGAUGGCUCCCAGUACUUCAUCCUCCUUAUCAUCUCGGACGGUGUCAUCACCGACAUGGCCCAGACAAAGGAGUCCAUUGUAAACGUACGUACAUGUCAAAAGUAUUAUUUCCCAUAAUUUACAGUAUGCCACCAGACCUGUAAAAAUAGGAAAGGAGUCCUAGGACUUAAAAUGUGUUUCAAACAUGUCCAUUGUAAACGUGUAUCUUGGGGCUGUUCUAUAUAUAGUUGGUUGGACCCAACGUUGAUAUUGUUAUCGUUUAUGGCACAGGUGUCAAACUCAUUCCACGGAGGGCCGAGUGGCUGCGGGUUUUCGUUCCUCCCUUGUACUUGAUUGAUGAAUUAAGGUCACUAAUUAGUAAGGAACUCCCCACACCUGGUUGUCUAGGGCUUAAUUGAAAGGAAAAACCAAAAACCUGCAGACACUAGGCACUCGAUGGAUGAGUUUGACACCCCUGAUUUAUGGUGUUUUUCUGUCUACGUUGAGAAAUGCUGUUUUGGAAUGGCCUGAUUCCAAAAUUGUGUUACAUAGAGACAGAAUCGCUACUCUGUGUUACACAAGUUUCCCUACAUCCUGUAAUGUGAUUGUGGAGUAAGAUAUGAGAACAAUGAGUACCAAGCAACCCCAGAAAUAGAUGUUCCUCAUAUCUCUGCCAAUUUAAUGGCAAUAAAAAGUUAUGAAACACAGUGAUAACAUCUAUCAUUCUCAUCCAGCCUUUGGCGAAUGGCAACCCACUCAACCCACUAUGCAAUGUAAUAGACAUCCGCUGAGGGAGAGGAUGGAAAUAAGGUUCAUUUAUAAGCUGUCUGGCUGGCUGGGGUUUAGACACAAAUUGUACAUGCAUGAAAUUAGAGAGGUGCUAAUCCAGUAAUUAGUCCUACAAAGGUUCGACAGAUUCUACUACUUUUUCACAAAUAGUUUUUUAGUCCUAUAAAGGCUCAGCAGAAGAUGGAAACCAAAUCGCAUAAAGGAGCAGAAUUGGAAAACAUUAUCCAUCUUAUGACAGUCGAUCUCUGCUGUACCAUUAUAUGAGAAGUAGAGAGGCUAUUACAGUACUUACAGUGUACAUUAAUUGGGAGUGUAUUAAUUGGGAGUAUUUCUCUGACAGCCUGUGGCGUUUUAGAUAACGCUGGUUAUUGACAUUGACGUUGAAAAGAAACUUGUUUCCUCAGGCUCUCUUUUUCUUUGAAACAUCUCUCUCUCUCUCUCUCUCUCUCUCUCGCUCUCUCUCUCUCUCUCUCGCUCUCCUGUCUCCUCUAUCAUCACUCUCGCUCUCUCUUCCCCCCUCCACCUCCAAAGGCGGCUACUUUGCCCAUGUCAAUUAUAAUUGUCGGGGUUGGACCAGCAGAAUUUAAUGGUAAGACAGGAAUAAUGGAAUGUGGGUGGGUGUGUGCGUGCGUGUGCACGCAUAUGUGUUUCUAUGUGUAUUCUCUCAUCUCUUCUCUGUGUUAAAUCCAUUAUUACGCCCCUCACCCGGUUCUCCCUCUCUCUCUUCUCCUUUCCCUCUCGCUCUUUCCUUCCUCUCCCUCUCUCUCAUUUGUUUCCCAUCCGCCACUUUGUUUAUGUCUUUCUAAAUGGCGAUGCUCAUUUGUGACGUUUUACAGUCAUUUGUCAUCAUUUUCAUUCACCUUUAUUUAGGAACAGAUCGAGUCCUCACCUCUCCUCUCUUAUUAUUGGAAAGAGAUGUUUACAAUUCAUAUAACACUACUCCGUAUGGCGCAAGUGGUAGGCAGAUGUUUGCUAAUUCCAUAAGAUCCUGGUUCGAACCCGGCCUCCAGCCGCCGUACCGGGAGACUCACUAAACACCAUUUCAGGGUGGGGAGGAAUGGCCGCUGGAUGAGCACAGAUAGAGCCUGCGUUGCAACGCCAGUUUUGGUUCGAUUCCACGGGGGACCAUAUGAAAAUAAUAUUCACUAACGUACGCUCUGAUAAGAGCGUCAAUGCUAAAUGUAAAUGUAAAGUAGCUCCAUAUAACAGUCCUAGACAAUGCCUCUACAGUCAAGGCUUAAACCACUGUGAUAAAGCAAUGUGCACAUGGUGUCCCCCUGUUCCGCACACAUGUGCUCCCUUACACGUAUCCCAGCACAUACUUCACCAUACGCGCAUCACUCAUCACUCACCCAGUAGCGUGCAAUGUUAAACUUACAACCAAGGAUUUCACCGCUCUACACACAAACACAUUCUCUGUACUCAAACUACAUGGCAGGCAAUGGAACAUUGUCAUCUUGUGUAGUGCGCUUACUGGCUCUCUGUUGUAAUGUAGUGUGUGAAGUCAGUGCACACGGACAACAGUACAGUAUGUGUAGCCUACGAUGUGUCAUGCACCGUGGCACUGAUGAUGUUGACAUGUCGAUGUGGGCUUUGUUCUGACAUGGCAUGGCUGACUGAUGUGAUUCUCUCUCUCUCUCUCUCUCUCUCUCUCUCUCUCUCUCUCUCUCUCUCUCUCUCUCUCUCUCUGUGUCUCGCUUGCUUUUCUUCUCCUCAGAAAUGAUUGAGCUUGAUGGAGAUGAAGAGAGGAUCUCAUCCCAAGGGAGGUUCGCAGAGAGAGACAUUGUUCAGGUAUUAUAGAGCAUUCUCUGUGCCUCAAUGCAUGCCUAUAGAAUGAAAAGCAUAUAUUAAAGCAGAGUUUCAGUGUCUAUGGAAAUAGGCUUACAUUCUAGAAUCAAUAGAAUGUCAUGUAAAUGUUUGUAAAUGUCAUUCUUCCCAUAUCUUCACUUGUAUUCUUUAUUUUUUCCUCCUCCACCUCUUUAUCCAUUGUAUUCCUCUCUAUUCAUUGUUAUCUUUUUCUAACAGAAUUGCUGGACUCUUUCCCUCCCUGUCUCCCCCCACUCCUUCUCCUCCUCCCUACCUCCCCUCCUUCGUUCCUUCUCUCUUCCUCCCCUCCUUUUCUCCAUCCAGUUUGUUCCAUUUCGUGACUACAUCGACCGCAGGGGGAACCACAUUCUGAGUAUGGCCCGUCUGGCCAAGGAGGUCCUGGCUGAGAUCCCUGACCAGUUCCUCUCCUACAUGAGGACCAGGUGCAUCAAACCAGGCCCCUGCCCCCCUGCCUACACCCCCGCCCCCGCCGUGCACCCCCUCCUCACCCGACGGGUCAGCCGAAUCUGA